Molecule: messenger RNA, 2302 nt
Organism: Apus apus (common swift)
Lineage: Eukaryota; Metazoa; Chordata; Aves; Apodiformes; Apodidae
Gene: ELOVL7
Product: ELOVL fatty acid elongase 7
Exons: 8
Coding region: 58-897 (279 amino acids)
Biological process (GO): very long-chain fatty acid biosynthetic process; fatty acid elongation, monounsaturated fatty acid; fatty acid elongation, saturated fatty acid
Cellular component (GO): endoplasmic reticulum membrane; endoplasmic reticulum
Molecular function (GO): fatty acid elongase activity
Source: RefSeq, a predicted model, not a curated record
GUCGGUGCCCAGCGGCCACGGGAACAGGCAGCAUCAUAAAAUCUUAAUCAAGUGAAAAUGGCCUUCAGCAAUCUGACAUCAAAGGCUGUGCUACUGUAUGAUGAAUGGAUUAAAGAUGCCGAUCCAAGACUGGAAGGUUAUCCACUCAUGUCUUCACCUUUUCCAACAACCUUUAUCAUUGGAACCUACAUUUAUUUUGUCACUUCCUUGGGACCCAGGCUCAUGGAAAAUAAAAAACCUUUUGAACUCAGGCAGAUAAUGGCAUUUUAUAAUUUUAGUGUGGUAGCACUCUCCAUAUAUAUGACUUACGAAUUUCUUAUGUCAGGCUGGGCCACAGGGUACUCAUUCCGUUGUGACAUUGUUGACUACUCAAGGUCACCUACAGCUCUAAGAAUGGUACGAACUUGUUGGCUUUACUACUUUUCCAAAUUCAUUGAAUUAUUAGACACUAUAUUUUUUGUCCUACGUAAGAAAAACAACCAAGUUACAUUCCUGCAUGUCUUUCAUCAUUCCAUCAUGCCAUGGACCUGGUGGUUUGGAGUCAAAUUUGCUGCAGGUGGUUUAGGAACAUUUCAUGCUUUGCUGAACUGUAUUGUCCAUGUUGUCAUGUAUACUUAUUAUGGAAUCUGUUCUUUGGGACCAGCCUAUCAUAAAUAUUUGUGGUGGAAAAAAUACAUGACAACUAUACAACUUGUCCAGUUUAUUAUGAUUACGGUCCAUAUAGGACAAAUCUACAUCAUGGAUGAUUGUCCGUACCAGUAUCCAAUUUUCAUGUUUAUUAUUUGGCUGUAUGGCUCUAUGUUUUUAGUCUUGUUUCUCCACUUCUGGUACCAUGCUUACACGAAGGGACAAAGACUACCAAAGAUGGCAAGAAAUGGGAUGAGGAAAGAUCAGUGAAAGAAGCUCUUGUCUCUAAAACCAAAAAGUGUAUACGUCAAAGUGGAAACUUGCACUACUUGACAAUCAAGAUAUUUAGAUGCACAUGCUACACGAUGUAAAUUUUGUAUGUUUUCUUUCAAAACAGAAUUUGUAUUUUUACCGUAAGUUAUUUGGGAUUAGAAUUUGUGGGGUGGGCAAAGCAGCAUGGAUCUCUGAUUGAAGAAAAAAAAAAAAAAAAGAAGAAAGAAAAAUGUUUUUUCAACAACUUGUUCAUGUUUAUCUUGUGAGAAAUGAACGGAUAGGUGAUGUCUAUCUAGGACAUGAAUGAAUGAAAGUAAAAAUAUUAAUUGGGAAAGUUAAAAUGUGCAUGACAAGUACUCAGUACUUUGAACACUGAGGGGAAAAAAAUCACUUCACCUUAAAUGUUAGAAGUUGUUGAGACUGUCAGCUGCAUUUUAUUGAAAGAAUUAAUCUUCAAUAAGUACUGUUGAUAGGAUCUAAAGCUUAUUAUUAAUGUAGUUAAUACAUAAACAUUGUUACAUGUGUUUACAAGCUGUAUUACUUUAAAGAAAGGAAUGUAUGUUAAUCUGUCAAGGUAUGGCGUUUCACUUGAAGAUCAUAGAUUUUUGGCUGUACUGUCUUUUACUAAGAUAAUUACUUUCAUGUUAUACUCACUUGAACAUUAUUCUACAUAUUGGAAACCUACUAAUUUGUGAAUUAUCUGAACUGUCUUGUAGUGUAAUGAUCAAAACAUAUUACCAAUUUGUUCACCAAAGUAGCCUAAUAUACUUACUGUUCAACAGAUCUAUGGAUAUAUUUUGAUAUUGGUAGCUAGGCUAAUUAGGGGCGAGGAAAUAAUUGUAUUUCAAUAGCCAAAAUCUUCAACCUCAAAUAAGUUUUUUAAAAAUAUUUUUUGAUUUAAGCCUGUCACCUAGUAUGACUGUACUGUGCUGUGUUUUCUUCCAUUUCCAUUAUCUGUCUCCAUUCUUGUUAUUGUUUGUUUGUAUCAACUCAAGGUUGAAGUUUCUCCAUUAAUAGUACCAGUUACCUUGUCCAGAACUAGGCAAGAAGAUAUUUGCCAUUCUCUGAGCUGCUGAGAGUGGGGCAGGCAGUCGUGACAGGGCAUGACUCCAGUUCGUGUAGAAUUAACCAGUAUGUUGUUUUCCAUGGUUACGCAGAUUGUUAGGGUGAUAUGUGUCUAGAAGUUGAAGGACCUAGCUAUUUGUAUGCAAGUCACAUUUGUUCUGUAUAUCAAGGAACUGGUGUGUGCAGCAGACCUGUGAAUGAGGACUUAAAUGGCUUUAAAUUAAUGUUACCUUUAAAAGUACUGUUUUUUUGUAAUGUUCACUACUAACAGAAAAAGAGCGUGUGAUGUUUGUUUUGUGUUUGAUCUGUCUGUGGGUUUUUUCAAAUACCCAAGACU